This is a messenger RNA of Fomitopsis serialis, 606 nucleotides long. RefSeq lists its product as uncharacterized. The transcript has 2 exons. Lineage: Eukaryota; Fungi; Basidiomycota; Agaricomycetes; Polyporales; Fomitopsidaceae. The annotation marks the transcript as partial. The record is from RefSeq and is a predicted model, not a curated record.
CCCGGACCUGCCUUGGACGAUGAUGACGAUACCAGAGUUGAAGAAGAGGACGAGCUCGCGGGCAAGGUGAUACGAAUGGAGGAAACAAUAGUGGAGACGUGGAGGGCCUACUUCGGAGAGGACGAAGAAGGAGUGGACCUGGACGAAGAGGACCGAAUGGACGUGGACGGCGAAGAUGAGGCUCAGAAGCCGCUAGACCCGAACCAAAAAUGGAGACCCUUCGCGUCCGAGCUCGACUGGCGAGUAGCCAUGUGGGUUGUUCGAGAGGAUGUCGGUCAGAAGUCGCUCAAUCGGUUUCUGAGCAUACCGGGUGUGGUUGAAAAGCUCGGUCUUACGUUCAAAGACGUACGCGAGCUCUUCAUGAAGAUUGAUGCCAUCCCGGAGAUGGCGGCUUGGAAGACAUCGUCUCUCGCGUUCCCGGACAGGCCGGAUGAGAAGCAUCUCGUUCGAUACCGAGACAUCCUUGAAGCAAUCAAGGCGCUGCUGGGCAACCCGUCCUACGCGAAGUACAUCGUGUAUCGCCCGAAGCGUGUCUUCACAGAUCGGUCGAGGACGAAGCGCAUUUUCACGGAGAUGUGGACGGGACUGUGGUGGAACGCGGUGCAG